Molecule: messenger RNA, 3506 nt
Organism: Lates calcarifer (barramundi perch)
Lineage: Eukaryota; Metazoa; Chordata; Actinopteri; Centropomidae
Product: protein FAM117A-like
Source: RefSeq, a predicted model, not a curated record
GUGGUCGUGGUGGAAGUGUUUGGAGUUUGCGUUGAACAAGAACGCGGAGGGCCAGAGAAGUGGUGAUCAUACCGCAGCCUUGUAGGCCACCAAAACACGCUCCAGCCCGAAGAAUUACAAUGAAAUAUACCUAAAAGUUUGCUCAGAAGACGCUGGAGUUGACGCUAGAGUGACUUUUUGAUACUGGAGCUGCUUCCUUGUUCGACAACCGAGUGAAAUAUCUCAACAUCCUCACAAAGAAACUUUGCUUGCUAGGCUGCUAACUCACACACAAGCCAGAAAAAGUAUGAUCACCGUCGAAGACUUCACCACAACCUAUUAGUAACGUCUCAUCCGUCGAGCUAAGUGCUGCUGGUAGUUGUAUUUCCUCGGAAAUGACCUUUAUAUCAGUCAAGCCUGACUUUUGUAACGGUUUUGAGUAGUCAACAUCACCAGAGGAGGAAGAGUUACAGCUGGUAACUUGGUCCAGCCACUACCAGUGUUGCUACAGAGCGCCCCCACAUCUCUCCCAGACAGGACAUCCACUGCUAACCCUUCAACAGUCAGCGAUGAGCUCAGUGGUCCCAGGUUUGUUGCUGGAAAAGAUGUCUGGCCGAAGUGGAGUUGGACAGACCCGGGCAGCUGCUUUGGGUCCACAGCCCCUCAAGGCUACCAUCCCCUAUCAGCUGGCCAGCAAACCUCGAUCAAACCGGAGAGAUGGAAAGUCAGCUGGAAAGGCCAAAUCGCACCAGCUGAGUUCUGGCAUGAGGCGGACAAUGUCUCUCGAUGCCAUCAUCGGACCAUACCUGCAGGGGCACUGGCCGAAAGAACCGGAGGGCCAGAGCAGCCUCUCUCGCAAGGACAAAUCCACUCAGACCCCAGACUCGUGGUCAGAUGACUCUCAGAGCAAGAAGGGAAGCAGCAGCCACAAACGAUCAGCAUCAUGGGGCAGCGCUGAGCAUCUGCGAGAGAUUGCUAAACUAAAACAACAGCUGCAGCAACGCAACAAACCUGCAGUCUCUGGGGGACAUGACAAAGACCGGCAGCGAGGUUAUCCUCAGCGGAGCUGUAGCCUAGGAACUACUCAGACUCAGCCAAUUCCCAUCCCUCUUGCUCCCUUGUCAACACUGGUCCCUCGACUGCGCUGUAGCGUGGAGGGCCUCAACCAGGAGCUGGAAGGCAUGUUCAUCUGUCAGCCACUGCAUCCUCAGCACAGGCUCCUCGAGGUUCCAGACGGUCACCGGGCUCCGGUCCCUCCACAGAGCUGCAGCAGUGGCUCUCAGAGUGACCCCGCCAUCACUCCCAUGACCCCAUCCUCCACCUCACCCUGCUCUUCUCCCAACUACAUCUCCACCUCCCCACCUAACACUGGGGACACUCCCCUGGACCUGCACCAAGGUUUAAUAGACAGCGCAGAGAUGUGCCUCCUGUCUCCGUUCUCCCAGAACGAGGCUGACCUCUCCCUGCCUCUGCUGAUCUCCUCCUCCCCAGGACCCAACAAAAGCUGCUGCUUCCAGAGAGAGCCUCCAGAAGGCUGCGAAAAGGUCCGAGUCUGGGAGGAGACCAGCAUUCCACGGGAAGCAAAGCCGGCCCUCAUUUCCUCCUGCCCGGACCCUAACAAGGUAAACUUCACCCCCCACGGGGGCUCGGCCUUCUGCCCCGUCAGCCUCCUGAAGCCCCUGCUCCCCUCCAUGGACCUGUUGUUCCGCAGCCUCACCGUCUCUCCAGCAGGCAGUGCUGCGAGCCAGGGAACGAGCUCCUGCCAGGCGACGUCCUCUGGCAACCAUGCUGCUGCUCCAGACCCUCCUGCCUCCACCACGGCCGCUGCUGCUGUUGUGGGAGAAAGCUCUGGGGAGGGCCUCGCUUUUUGAUCACAGCUGCAGAUGUUUUCUGUGGAAAUUUGAUUGUGCAUAAUGCAAAUCUUUCAGUGUUGAGGGACGGAUUUGUUGCUGUUGCUUUAUUUUAGGGAAGGCCCAUCCCUUUUCUACACAGGUAUAAAAUAACCUCAUGUUGGAAAAAUAACAUUGAAAAAAAAGAAUUGAUAUCACACUCCUACACAAUCCAAAGGAUAUGCUUUAUAAGUUACUUGAAUUGGAGGUCCUGGCAUUGUGAUGUACCUAAAUUAAGAACCUUGUGGUUGUCAUUUCAGUAUCCAAAGAUUUAUUUUUGGCCAAACCAGGAGUGUGAAAGUCUGAUGACAGGACUGCUCACUACUCCACCUUAGAUGCGAUUUGUAGGGUGACUGACCCCCUUCAUAUAUUGCUGCACAGAUUAUUCAGUUUUCCCCAAAGAAGCCAUGACAUAGACUUACUCUUUGAUACUGGUUUUUUAAGUCUUUGACUGUCCAAUAUGUUAGAGGAAGUAUCUGGGUCAAGUAAGGAAAAAAUCCUUCUUGGAGAAGUUUGGUUGUUCUUAAGCAUUCUGAAGAUAUUUAUCUGCAAUUCACCUUUUUUUUGCCUAACUUGACCCUGCACCUGUUGCUGGUGUACAAAGCAUGACAAAUCAGUUGGGUACAUUUUUAUUUACUUGGUUUAGAAAGGAGAAAAAAAGAUACAAUGAAAUCACAUUUUGAUUAAUGUAGACUGAAGGGAAUAUUCCAGUUGUUGGACUUGGGUAGCAUCAGUACCUAAAGGCUUCAGCUCAUGCAUUCCUGCUUUAAAAGUUGUAUAGGUGUUUUUUUUUUGUUUUUUUGUUUUUUUGGUUGUCAUCUUGUUUACUUGCAAAAAAGUAACUUGUGCACGUGUUAAUGGAUAAAAACCUGUUAUUCUUUGAUGUUCUAGAUGUGUGCUUGAUGGUAUGUUUAUAGUAUUUGAGGUUUCACAGCCUAGUUGACUACCUAACCAGUUUUAGUGGUGUAGAUUUGUCAUCCCUAAAUGUUUUCUCUGAAGAUGUUUGUUUUCUUCUGCCAAGCUGACAAGUUGAUGUUCAGAUAGUUUUAUUUCUGGUAGACAUUGUUUGCACAAAUUGAACUGCUACGUUUGAGUUGCAAUUCUUAUUUUUAUAUUCACAUUUUGUACUUCAUUGUAAAUUAAAAAGUAGUAAUGUGUAUUUUCUACAUCUCUUUUUCUAUUACCUGCAACAUAAGCUAAAAAAAUAAAUAAAUAAAUACCAGUUAUUUUUAGUUUCAUUCUGUCUGUAUAACCGAGGCAGGUGUUUGUUACACGAGAUAUUGUAUCAGGUGGAUUUUCAUGCACUUCCAGGAGAAGGGUUUUUUAUGUGGAGGAACGUACGUUAGUCCUGGGUUUAUUGUUUUCUGACAGGAGUUUUGUUUCUGUGCGCACAUGGAUGGAAAGUUAAUUAGUCUGAUUGUUUGACUAACUUCUACUAGUUCUAGUAUCCUGGUGAAAUGCUGAUGCAUUUGAACAUUGUCUGUUUUCAUAAAAGUCUCAAUGUCAAUGUUUGAUGAGUCUGUGUGGAUGCUGGGGACGUGCUGUUAUCUCAGGUUCUGUGUUCUGUCCACAUAAACACAUGAUCAAUAACAUGUUGUCUUUGUGAUAAUUAAAUCAGUGUUAAGUCCUAACUCGAAA